AUGCCUUUCAAUACAUCACUCAACAUCAAGCUUUAGAAUUAAUUCAAGAAGUAGAAUCUAAGACAAAAGAAUAUAAAAGUUUAUUAGUUCAUACUAAAAAGAGAAAAAAACAACUUAAUGAUGAGAUUAUUGAAAUAUAUGAUACUAGAAGGCACCUAUCUGAACUCCAAAAAAAUUCAGACUUGCUUGACCAAAUACACAAAUAUGUUGAAUUUGGUGCAGCUGACAAAAAAAAAAGAAAAACUGUAAUUAAAGUUUGUACUAUUAAGCAUUUAAGAGAUGCUUUACAAGAAAAAUAUAAUAUAUAUAUUACUCAACAGACACUUUCAACCUAUCUUUUAUCUCGAUAUGCUAAUACUCAUAAUGUGCUUUAUUAUCACUAUUCUGCAAAUAUCAAAAUUAGCACAGGUUCUAAAUCUAAAAUAAAAUCCUAUAUUGACAAAUAUUAUUAUCUCACAUCAGUUAAAGCAGUUAAAAUGUUCACUUCAACUUUCACCAACUAUAGUCUUAUUAUCUUUCAAGAUGAUAAGACUAAAGUUGGCUUAGAUAUACUAGCAGUUGGCAGAACCUUUAGAAGCCUGCAAUCUUUUAAUAAACCUGUUACAGUAUCUGAUCAUGAUUUUUCUCAUGGAGCAAAACAAAAACUCAUACCCUCAGUUUAUCUAAUUAUUAACUCUGAUGAUACUAAUAAAUCAUUAUGCCAAGCAUAUAAUCCAGUUGAGCAUAGCAUAUAUAUACUAUCUAAAAAACUUGCCAAAAUUGAACUACCUAUUGAUAGAUUCGGGUCACAUCUUAAUAGUCAAGGUGUGACUGUAGAUAAGGAAUUGACAAGACAUAACUUUGAAUUUGCUGAACCAUAUUUAACUGUAGAAGAAGUUAUCAUAUUAUUAAAUCAUCUUGAUACUCAACAAUUUGAAUUAAGUAAUGCAGCCUUUUUGGAAAACUUCUCAAACUUAUCUUCUAUUGGUCUCUCUCAUAAACUUAAAACUUCUUGUUUACUAGAAGCAGUUUCUGAUGUUGAAUAA
This is a messenger RNA of Cetraspora pellucida, 1025 nucleotides long. The record is from the annotation of a GenBank genome assembly. Lineage: Eukaryota; Fungi; Glomeromycota; Glomeromycetes; Diversisporales; Gigasporaceae.